UGAUGGAACUUCAGCUGCAGCGAAAACAGGGCACGCCAGGCGCUGGCACACUGCAGCAGCAGCAGCAGCAGCGCGAUGGUGCGUCGGGAACCGGGAGUGGCAAUUCUGCCUCCGCAGGAGCAAUCGGCAAGAACGACAGCUACGAUAGCUCGCACAGCAGUAGCAAUACCGAGGACACCACCGAAACGGACGAUCGGCGACGCAAGAUGAUGAAGAACAGGGCCAGAAAUAAUAGACUCAUGCAGCAGCACCAGGCGCAGCAGAAUACCACAGACAGUGCGAAGGUUGCGGCGGGGAAAAAGCUGGCGGACGGCGAACGGAUCACGCUGAUUGUGGACAACACGACGUUCUCGGUGAACGUUUCGAUGCUGACGGCCCAACCACAGACCAUGCUUGGACGUAUGUUCAGCUCGGGGGUGGAAUUUACGCACCCCAACGAACGUGGCGAGUACGAGGUAGCGGACGGCAUCUCACACACCGUCUUCCGGGCCGUCCUCGAGUACUAUCUGUCCGGGGUGAUACGCUGUCCACCUACCGUAUCGGUGCAGGAGCUGCGGGAGGCGUGCGAUUACCUGCUUAUUCCGUUCAACGCGGAUACGAUCCGCUGCCAGAACCUGCGUGGCCUGUUGCACGAGCUGUCGAACGAGGGUGCGAGCAUUCAGUUCGAGGCUUUCCUGGAAUCACUCAUCCUGCCCCUGAUGGUAGACGCCGCCCGGCAAGGUCACCGCGAAUGCCACAUCGUCGUUCUAUCGGAGGAUGACAUCAUCGACUGGGACGAGGAAUAUCCACCACAGAUGGGCGAAGAAGACUGCCAAACGGUCGCCAACACCGCCAUGUAUCGGUUCUUUAAGUACAUCGAAAACCGCGACGUCGCCAAGCAGGUGCUAAAGGAUCGGGGUCUCAAGAAGAUCCGGCUAGGCAUCGAGGGAUACCCGACGUACAAGGAAAAGAUCAAGCGGCGACCGAGCGGGCGCAUGGAAGUGAUCUACAACUAUUUGCAGCGGCCGUUCAUCCACAUGUCGUGGGAAAAGGAGGAAGCCAAGAGCCGCCACGUGGAUUUCCAGUGCGUCAAAUCGAAGUCGGUCACGAAUCUAGCAGAGGCCACUGCCGAUCCGGCCCUCGAACUCGAUUCGGCCGGGAAUCCGCUUCCUCAACGACAUUUUGAGAUAUCGCACGAGCCUGAUGCGGAACCGUUUCUGCGGCCCGACGCCCUACUCGACGGCGAGGAAGGAGCUAUCGGUGGGCUGCCGAAUGGGGACGAAAUCGGUCACUUGGGUCCAGAAGAACCGCAGUAGAUCACGAAGAAAAGUUGGCUGCUUCGCGCUGUGUAGUACCAGUAACCUUCCCGGUUCCCGACGCAACCACAAAUAGUGUGCUUCAUGUUUUACCAAAACACAUUAACACAUAUUAACAUCUCUCAUCUCCGAUCCUGAGAACGUUAACACGCUUGCAGGAGACGCAACAGUUUAGCGCAAUCAAAUUCAUCAGUUGGAAACCACAGAUGGUCUCCACUGUACCUAUAUUUCUGAUCCGUUAACUGAGCUCUAGUGUUUGUGUAUAUUCUCAUCGCGUUUGUUUGUUUAUAUUGUCCCUCGUGUAAUUGGUGCUCCUCAUCGGGGGAACAAAUCCAACCUCUCCUAGUUGAUUUUCAAUAUUUAAAACAACUUUUUAUUAUACGAACUAUGCUCCUCUCUAUGUGUGAUCAACCGAUAAUUAUUAUAUAUAGUUUCGAUUGUGUUAUAGAAACGUCCAAUUCCACUCCAUAGCUGUUUGAUUAAUUAAAUGUGCUAAUAGCGUAUCCAUUCGAUUGAUUUCGUUAUCCAUUAAAUCGUGCAAGGAAUUGCUUCACGAUCGCUCCUCAUAUUUAUUCGAUUCCUUUUAUUUUCUGUCCGGUAAAUUCUCUGGCGAUAAAAUCGACAAGUGUAUUUUUUUCAUGCCUUUUUUCUUUGCUAAUUUAAACGCUAAUCUCUUACCAUGCUCCCGUUCUUUCAUGUUUGUGCAAGCGUUAUGCUAAUUUAAACGCCUUUUUAUAUAUAUUUGACUUUUUUAUACCGAGCAAAAAUAAAUAAGAUA
Messenger RNA from Anopheles nili, 2073 nucleotides. It is a transcript of the gene mri, whose product is annotated as BTB/POZ domain-containing protein 10. NCBI's taxonomy places the organism in Eukaryota, Metazoa, Arthropoda, Insecta, Diptera, Culicidae. Gene Ontology annotation, cellular component: cytoplasm. The coding region runs from base 3 to 1295 and encodes 430 amino acids. Gene Ontology annotation, molecular function: protein binding. The record is from RefSeq and is a predicted model, not a curated record. Gene Ontology annotation, biological process: positive regulation of phosphorylation. The transcript has 4 exons.